Messenger RNA from Anopheles coustani, 2430 nucleotides. Its product is annotated as membrane alanyl aminopeptidase-like. Gene Ontology annotation, biological process: proteolysis; peptide catabolic process. Lineage: Eukaryota; Metazoa; Arthropoda; Insecta; Diptera; Culicidae. Bases 1 to 2430 code for a protein of 809 amino acids. The transcript has 6 exons. The record is from RefSeq and is a predicted model, not a curated record. Gene Ontology annotation, cellular component: cytoplasm. Gene Ontology annotation, molecular function: zinc ion binding; metalloaminopeptidase activity; peptide binding.
AUGAUCAAAUUACUACGGUUAAGGCCCGUUGAAGAACCGAACCGAACAGAACCGAAAGAGUAUCGACUAAACGAAGACGUUUGGCCAUCGCAUUACGACCUCGAGAUAAAGCCGUACUUUGCAAACGAAUCGAACAAGUCUGCAUUCACGUUUGACGGUAUUACCACCAUAACGAUCACCACCUUUAAGGAAGGUGUUAGUAGCAUUAAACUUCAUCAGUCGGAACUGGACAUCCAGUCGUGGAACUUAUUGCGCAGAAGCAACAGCCAGAUGGUGCGGCGGUGGAAUGAAACGUACGAUCCGCAAACGGAAAUUCUAACGUUAGAACUGGCUGAACCAUUACUGCCGAAAGUUGAGUACUUGCUCACUUUCCACUACAUUGGGGUUAUUCAGGAAAAAUUGCGUGGCUUCUACAGGAGUUCCUUCAGCAGGAGUGGCGAACAGAUAUGGCUUGGUACGACCCAGUUCGAGCCUACGGAUGCGCGACUUGCCUUUCCUUGCUUUGAUGAGCCCAGAUUUAAGGCCACAUUCGAGCUGAAAAUUAAUCAUAUACCACUGGAAUAUAGUGUGUAUUCUAACACGCCCAUCAGAAGUAGCGUGGAUGUGGGCAAUAACCGGUCGUUGACAACGUUUGGAGUCACACCUAAAAUGUCAACCUAUUUGCUGGCAUUCAUUGUGGCACCAUUUGAGAUGACAGGAGAGGGCCAAAUUCGAAGUCUGACACGUCCCGGUAUUUCCAAUCAAACUAGUUACGCUGUGCAAGAAGGAUUGAAACUGCUUCAAUAUCUCGAAGAUUGGAUUGAUUAUCCGAUCGGUAAUUUCUAUGAAAUAUUUCCCAUUUAUAUGGCCGCCAUGCCUGACUUCUCUGCUGCAGCGAUGGAAAACUGGGGCCUUAUCAUCUACAGAGAGUCCUUCUUACUGUAUGAUCCCCUGGAGGACACCAGCUUAGAUCAGCAACAAAUCACGACCACAAUAGCGCACGAGCUGGCUCAUCAGUGGUUUGGAAAUCUGGUCACUUGCGACUGGUGGAGUGUCACCUGGUUGAACGAAAGUUUCGCAAACUACUUGGAGUAUUUCGGCACGGCUUUGGUGGAGCCUGAUUGGGAGCUGGAGCAGCAGUUUGUUGUGGAUUCGCUACAGAGUGCAAUGCGCAUGGAAGCUAGGGUAUUGACUCAUCCACUCACGAGUCCCGUUCACUCGCCAUUCGAUGCACUUCGAAAGUUUGACUACAUUUCAUACGAUAAAGGUGCCGCUGUGCUGAGAAUGGUGGAGCAUUUUCUCACCAAACCCAUUUUCCAGUUAGCUUUGAGGGAGUAUGUCAAAGCACAAGCGUUUCAGACCGCACGUCCAGAUGAUCUGUUUGCAGUAUUGGACCGCCACAAGGCUAAUACUAGCGCCUACAUUGAACCGUGGACAACACAACCAGGUUUUCCACUCGUGACGGUCUCCAUGACGGAGGGAGGAUUCACUUUGACACAGAAACGGUUCUUUGCGAAUGGGACGGACAACAACGAGAACUCGCUGUGGCCUAUACCUGUAACCUAUGCCACCAAGCCGGAGGAUUUCGCCAACACCAUGCCGACGUUCGUCACUGCGGCCUCUUAUGACGUGCCGAUCCCAAAUGCUUCUAGUGUGCGUUACUUCAUAGUCAACAAUCAGCAAGUGGGCUACUACCGGGUGAACUACGAGCCGAAGCUAUGGGAUAAGAUUAGUAACGCCCUGCGGAGUGACAACUAUGGUGGCAUCCAUGUUCUCAAUCGUGCACAAAUUGUGGACAAUCUGUUCAACUUAGCCGCGGCAGAUGUCAUGAGUUACGCCGCAUCACUGAAGAUCCUCGACUAUCUAAAGACAGAAACCGAAUAUUUACCCUGGCUGGCGGCCGUUUACGGUUUAGAUAAGCUUUCCCAAAAAAUUCAACCAGACGACGAAAAACUGUUUUCGGACCACAUUCUGGACAUUUUUGAGACAGUCUAUAGGAAGGUGGAUUUCCGACCACCAGUAAACUCGGAACGCCGAGUAAAUUCUUAUCUACGUCGGAAGGUACUUCAAUGGACAUGCCGGCAUGGACACGAAGACUGCAGGCGAAAGGCCGUUGAGGAAUUUGAGCGAUUCCGCAAAAAUCCUAGCGUGAAGAUUCAUCCUGAUCUUCGUGAUAUCGUGUACUGUGAAGGGGUACGCAAGGGCUCGGCCAUCCAGUUUGAUUUUCUUCUGAAUCGCUACCAAACGAGCAAUGCGACCAAGGAAAGGGACCUCAUAUUAAAAGGGCUAAGUUGCGUCGAAGAAAAUGACCUUAUACACAAAUAUUUGAGCUUUAUGCUUUCUCCGAACAUGAGUGAAAACUUGUGGCGUUCAGUUGUUAACAACCCCCGUAUGGUUUCGUCCGCGAUAACCUACAUUGUGGAAAACAGCGAAGCUUUGAUGGAGCUGUAA